AAUUUUAAAUGAAAGACAAAAACAAUGAUUCGGAAGAAUCUCCAGAUCAUAAAUGGUGAAAACAAGAAGCUGAUGCUAUGGGAAUUACAGGAGAUGUAAUUAGGAAAGUUCAGACCAAAGUUGAUGAGAGAAUUGAAGAUAUUUUGUUGCAGAAAUAAACUUACACCUUACUCGGCUGCUAGAACAGUCCAGACACUGGUCUUUCUUUCUCACACACAAACCAUGCUUCCAGAUAGACGCUACGACGAUCAUCUCAUCACCUCCUCACCAGAGCCUAAGCCUUCUGGCUGGGAUCAACACUCUGGCUUACUCCCUAAGCCCCAUAGAAUGCCUUAUGUUAAACAGGCAACCAAGAUAAAGAGUUUGAAGAAAAUGAAGACAUCAAGUCAAAGAUCAACAACCAAAAGACCUAGCAACGCAUUUCAAUAAAACUAACUGCCCAGAUCAUGGCCAUAAACAGCGUUAAAUACAAGCGUGAACAAUUCCUUAACGUGACUAGACCAGAGUAUAAGCUAGAAAAAUUACAGAAGAGUGAUCCAGAACCAGAAGAGAACGAGCAUUUUAAAAGAAUCUUCAGACACAAGAAGAACGAGGAAGACAAAGAGAAGGAAGAUAAUAUUAAGAAGAAUGAAGCUGCUGUAAAGGAAAAUAACCCGAAGAAUUUUAUCAUCUAUGAUAACGGCACAUAUUUUAAGCAAAAGAAAAUAAACUUAGAAAAAUGCCCUAAAUUGAUAGGAGAUUCAGCCAAUUCGAAGUUAAAUGAAGGAGAAAAGGUGCAUAAAACCUUCCUUUCCUCCAUGAAAUUUGAAUACUUUGAUAUUGACAAAGAUCGUGAUGUUAAAUUAUCACUAAAUGAUGAUGCCUCGAGUACGAUGUCUAAGCAUCAUAAGGCUCAGACACAGAUUGAUUUCACGAAGGAAACCAUUAAUGAGCAGAAGCAGACAAUUCUUGAUAUCUCUCCUACCUAUGGAGUUUGAGUUGACAUAAUCCAUGCAAAAACUCCUAAGAAUAAAGCAACAUUAAUCAAGAAUCCUCGAUAUAAGAUGAAAGGCAAGAAGUAUGUAGAUAAGCCAUUCAUGAAGCGAAAAAUGACUCGAGAAGAGUACCAAGAUAUAAGAAAGAAACAGAGCUAUUCCCUGACCAAUAAAUAGAGACUUUACAGCUUUAAGAAAAUGAACUAACCGAGACCCAACCUCGCAGCAAAAAUCCAGGAAUAAUAGCCAAACAGUAUACUUUCGUAACUCUGGAGUCUCUAGAUCAGGUAGUAACAAUAUACAGAGAAUCUCAUCCAAAACUGGGUUCAAGCCAAGGACCAGCAGUGGAGGACGAGCCAAAGAGCAAUCCUCUAUUUCUCCUAAGAACCAAGACCGGAUUACAAAAGCAAUGACUCUACUAACAGAUAAACACAAAAACGACCACCUUGAAUACCUCCAAGAGUUUGGUGGGAACACAAUUUUCAGCCAAAAAAUCGUGAAUAGUCCUUCCCAAGUGACUUCUCAAUAUGUGAAUUACAACAGAAGUAGAGGUCACUCUUACAAUAGAACUGUAGGGUCAAAAGAUAGCAUGUUUCCGAAGGGAAAUUAUAGAACACACAUUAAUGGACAAAAUACUGAAGGAUUAUUCAAUAAAUCAGCCAAUGCAGUGUUCAAUGUCUCCAAAGUACACAAAAAUCUGAAUAAAUCGACUGGCUUUCAUCCUUCUCAAAAGCACUCAAAGCCUAAAUUUAUGAUUGCUCAGAGAAAAAUUUACACAUCUGGGACACAGAAGAAAAAUUCAAUUGUGAAUACACCCUUCAGUCACAAUCGCCGGAGGAUAGCUGGGCAAAGGCUCAUCAACAAGUGGGACAAAGAAAAGGUGAUAUCUCCUCCACCUCCAUUAGGCCAGACAAUGGGUCAUGGGAUAAUGAACUUAAGAAAUCCUAAACCUCCAAUCCAGGAUAUUCUUAAAAACAUAGGUGAAAUUGAAAGCAUCCCCUCCUCAUCAGCAGUUAAGAAGGGAUCCAAAAAUGCACAAAAUAUAUUUGCUAAUUCAAUUUAUUAA
Molecule: messenger RNA, 2040 nt
Organism: Moneuplotes crassus
Lineage: Eukaryota; Ciliophora; Spirotrichea; Euplotida; Euplotidae
Source: the annotation of a GenBank genome assembly